CUAAAACAUAUUUUAAUCCGAACGCAUUUUUUCUGCCGUCUACUUGGCGGAAGGGCUGGCCGGGUGGCGCGCCGCUGUCUGUGUGAUGCGUCGUCCGUGUUGCGCGUGGAUGCUUCCGCUUCCUAUGCGUUUCCGAUGCUUCGUUGGUGUUGCGCCAGGACACUUCUUUUCCCUAUGAUCGUCAUGUCGACUCAACCUAAAACGCACUCUCCUAUCCAUCGUUCUCCUCUUCUUCACCACCCUGGCGAGGGGGCGUCGCCGUUGGCCAAGAGGCCUAGGAGGAUGACGACGAUGGCGGCUUCUGGUCCCGCGGACUCCGCCAUGAAGGAAACCUUUGGUUAUUAUGCUCAAUACCUCAACGAGCUGAAUGAAAAGCGAGAGAGGGUUGUAAAGGCAAGUCGAGAUGUGACUAUUAACAGCAAAAAGGUUAUAUUUCAGGUGCAUAGGAUAAGUAAUCACAAUAGAGAAGAAGUGCUAGAGAAGGCUGAAAAAGAUCUGUCACUAGUUACUGACCAGUACAUGGCACGGUUGGUGAAUGAAUUACAAGGGAGUGACUUUUGGAAGCUUAGGAGGGCGUAUUCACCUGGAGUCCAGGAGUAUGUUGAAGCUGCAAGCUUAUGCAAAUUUUGCAAAUCUGGGACACUGUUGACACUUUCCGAGAUCAACAAAAGUUUGUUAUGUCUGAGUGAUAAAUUUGCGGAGCCAUUGCAAAUUAACAUUCUUGACUAUCUGCUAGGGAUUGCGGAUUUGACGGGAGAACUGAUGAGGCUAGCCAUUGGCCGGAUAUCAGAUGGUGAACUUGAAUAUGCUAAGAUGAUAUGUGGAUUUGUACGUGAUAUUUACAAGGAACUGACCCUUCUUGUCCCUGAUAUGGAAGAGAACUCUGAUAUGAAGAAAAAAAUGGAGACAAUGCUUCAAAGUGUUAUCAAGAUUGAAAAUGCAUGCUAUAGCGUUCAUGUUAGAGGGUCAGAGUACAUUCCAUUGCUUGGAUCAAGCGACCCCAACUUUUCUCUCUUUGGAAUGAUAGACCUGGAGAUGUGAUGAGAAUGACAUCGCUGGAGAUACUUAGCAUUUUUGCGAUCAGAAGAGGCCUUUUUUACCCCUUUAUUGCGCUGAUGUGCACUUUCUCAUAUUUCUUGCAGACCAAUUCCUUUGAGUACCAUCUACACCAUCUGGUUGUCAGUUGUGUUUAACUUUUUUGCCGCAGCAUAUGACUUAGUAAAAUGAUGUGGGCCAUUAAUUUCGUCUUUCACCUCUUAAGAGUAUGUAUUCAGUUGUACCGAAUUUUCUGGGUGAGGAUUAUGUUGCUUGUGUACAUGGACUUGUCUAUGGUAAAAAUAUACACAGAAACGGUUCAGGAACGCUUCCAAAACUCAGUGCCGCUUCACUCUGAUUUGGUUGCACCCUUGAUUUAUUUGCACUGAAAUUUAUCAUGGACACAGAAAAGUAAUUAUCCAUGUAUCACUUUAUGCUAUGAGCAGAUGCUUGAUUGUGCUCAUGCCAAUAAGAGCUCCCUCCACUUGGCUAACGGAUUGGACUUGCAAGCUGACGGAGGUAAACACUCGAUACCUGUAGUGUGGGGUCUUUGGCAUAAUUUGGUAAACGCCUGCUUAUGGUUCAGAAAAAGAAAGAGGCCUUCUUACUUCAUAUAGAUGUUGAUUAGCAAUUGUUACACCGGGAUCUACGUUCACUGGAAUUGGUAAUGGCCUUUCACAAUUACAUGAAGUUUUUGCAUGUUAAGGGUGCUUGUCAGUCGCUUAUGGCUGAUCAUGGGCUGCGACUUUUGGUUCCACAGGUAACCUUCCAGGACUGAAGUUUUUUUUACUCCAAAGCUUUAAAUUGUCAAAGAGGUGAUUAUUAUAUAUAUGACAAUGUUAGGCCAUGUCCAUGAGGGCCAUGCAGUGGUUUCUUUGUUGUAAGAACAAUUGACAUUUGGACCUGGGAUCAAGCUUUACUGCAUCUAGUUUUUCUAAAGUAUGGUAUGUAUUUGACCUUGCUGAGAAUUUUAAGACUGUUUACCUGCCAUUAUGUGACUUCAUGCUUUUAUUCCA
Messenger RNA from Nymphaea colorata (pocket water lily), 2051 nucleotides. RefSeq lists its product as uncharacterized. Gene Ontology annotation, cellular component: nucleus; cytoplasm. NCBI's taxonomy places the organism in Eukaryota, Viridiplantae, Streptophyta, Magnoliopsida, Nymphaeales, Nymphaeaceae. The coding region runs from base 136 to 1041 and encodes 301 amino acids. The record is from RefSeq and is a predicted model, not a curated record. The transcript has 7 exons. Gene Ontology annotation, molecular function: RNA endonuclease activity; sequence-specific DNA binding; RNA binding.